AUAACAGGGCUUUUAUGAAUGAAUACAUUAACGAACGAUUACAGUUUCAACGAUUUGCAUAACAAUGAUCUAAAUUAUCGUUUUCUUGGCUUGUUCUCUCGAAAAAGCAGUGCCAAAUUGACGACAAAAGCGAAAGUUGUACCCAUUAUCCCAGUAUCUAUAAUUAAAAACAUUUUCACUUUUACAUGAGGUAAAUAACCCGGCAUUCACAAAUCUCUCAUCCAGCCAUCUAAUAUUCUGUAUAAGCAAAUUAAUCUUUUAAGUUUGGGGGACUCCGAACCAAUUACGCAUUGGUCUCCGAAAGAUCUCAUCUCCGAUUUACUUUCACCUGCACUCAAGAUAGCCAAAUUAAAAAGUAUACCUGGCAAAUAGUUCUGUCGCAUCUGGAGCGUUGUCACGGUGCCUCGAGGCUCGAGUGCUUCAUCUUCGCGCCGCGAUGAGUGCGAUAUGAUCUCUCGGGGAUCUCUCGGUGGCCACCACAUCCACAUCAACAUCCACAUCCAUAUCUCCUCUGUGGCAGAGGCAGCAUCUCAAAACUGGUUUAGUGGCCAUUCCAACACUCCGAAUUCCAGCACAGCUGGUUCAGAAACGUUCCAUUUGCCACUCAGUUGCUUUCCAACCGACGACACCGCCGAAAUUCAAGAAGAAAGUAAUCGGAUGGAUGUGGAUGCUCGAGACCCUCGAUUGAUUAACGGUGCUGCCGCAUUGGAACAACAGGCUCUAAAAAAUCGUACCCAUGUAAAGCUCGGUUUUAAAUAGAUACACAUAGAUAGCUGCAUCUGGGCCCAAAGCCGAGGCCACGAUAUUGUAUUUGGCUGCAGUGCCGCGAGGCGUUCCAUUUUUAUUUAAACGACUGGCCGGAUAACAAAGAAAGUGAGAUCAAGUCUUCGAGAUCGUGGAUCGUCGAGUGGAAAAGAAGCUUCGCAUGUAUGCGUGGUUAAUUCGAAAGAAACUUUUUUGCUUUUGGCCGCGGAACUGACAAAUGUCAAAUACCAAUAGACCGUCGUGGAACGAAGACGAGCUUUAAAAAUGAAUCAGCGUCCGCUUAAAUUGGCCCCCAUUUUGGAGGCACUAGUUCUGAUAGUUUUCCUAACCAACCAAGUGCAGUGCGGUGAGAAUGAUAUGAGACAAGCGCGCAUAAGGCAGUUUCUGAGUGAGCCCCAGCCCCAGUCCCAUUUCAACCACAAUCGACCCCCGGGUCCCGGACUACUGCCCCGGAUAAGAUCGCGAUCGGAUAACCUGCCCAUGCUUCCUGGUAGUCCCAACAAGUUCCUGAGGUCCCCGCCUCCUGCCACCGCGCAACACAUCAUGCGCCGCGAGCAGUUUGGGAACUUUCCUCCGAACGACCAGCUCAGGAGAUACCAGUUCGAUCAGAAUCAGCAGGGCAGAUUCGCCCACGUGAAGGACGCUCCGGUGUUGGAUGUGGGCAAGAACCAGUUUCCACCCCAGUAUGUCUCCGAGCAGUACAUUCAGAACUUCAAAUCCUCGCCGCGCUUUAAUGGCAAUGUGAUCAUGAAGGACCACAAGCCAGUGUACGCACCCAUUCCACAACACGCGAUUCCCGUACAGGCCUCCCAGUACCUGCACUAUCCCAAGCUCUUCGGCCAACAGGGAUCUCCCAGUUUCAGUGUGGUGCCUUCCCAGCAAACUGCCCUCCAAAACAGCCAGUUCCCCCAGGAUCCAAAUAGCUACUCUGUCUACGAGGAUUCCGAUAUUCCCGCCAAGCAGGAUAUCAGCCAGGCGGUGAACUUUCGCCAGGCAGUGCCACCUGUAAAGGAGUCCAGGGAGGCUCAGGACUACCUGCAAUUCAUGAGCACCAACGAGUACUUCCUGCCCAAAAGGGAUCCCGACUUCAAGAAGCUGGACGCCGAGCGGGACCAGCAAACGCUUCUCCAUCAAUAUCCACAGCAAUACAGUCAACAGCAGCAGCUGUAUCAGCAGCACCAGCUGCCACAGCAGCCGCAGCAGCCGCACCACCAGCCACCGCAGCACCAGCAACCGCAGCAACAUCAAUCCCAACAGCAUCAAGCGCAGCAGCAACAUGUUCCAUAUAAAACUGCUGGCCUAGACAACUCGGUCUCCUCCAGUUACAAUGAGCCCAUACAAGUGUCCGACUUGUUCUACCAGCAAGAUCCCGCUCCUGCGAAUUCCGCUGUGGUUCGCGGCAGUUACCAAGCAGGUCAGGAUGUUUUCGUGGUCAAAUCCGACGGCAACAAAGCUGUGAAGCAUGUGGUCUCCACUCCCAUGGCGGUCCACACCACCACUCAAUCGCCGCUGAAGAGCCAGCACCUCGUCAAGAGUCACAAGAGCUUUACGCCGGAGCCCCUGCGAUUCGAGUUCACCGAACAGGAUGCCAUCAGGGGAUCCAUGAAGUACACCCAAGCUCCGCAAGCCAACCAGUACUACUACGAAACCGUGGCCCAAGUUCCCCGGGAACCCGCCAAAUCUCCUGCCCCGAAGAUCGAGCUCAGCAAGCCCAUCAAGGAAUACACCGACGACCCAGAGGACAGUGCUGACACUGAAAUUGGAAAACAGCAAGAGGAUCCGAAGGUGCCCACUGGGACGAGUCCAGCUACUCCGGAUAAUCCAAAGGACACGGAGAGCUACUGUGAGAAGAUAUGCGCAAAUGUGUACGAUGAAAACGAUGAAAUAAUAUGUGGAUCUGACGGAUAUAUGUACACGGGCGAGACCCAACUGCAGUGCUAUUCGUCAUGCCUCAAUAUAAGUGUGACGAUUAAAAGUAAAGGAUCUUGCUCAUAAACUUAAAUAAAAUAAAACACUAUUUGUUUUAAUUUAAUUUAUUCUAGCGAUUACAAAAUAUGCAAAUUUAGUAUAGUAACAAAAAAUUAUGACACUGGAAUUGGUAAAGUUUAGGGAUAUUUAAAAAGUGAUUUUGAUUUGUUAUCCAUCUAUAAAAAUAUCGUGCACUUAUAGCUUUCCUUUUUAUUAAAGUGAUAAUUUAAAAACUA
This is a messenger RNA of Drosophila yakuba, 2969 nucleotides long. RefSeq names its product RNA-binding protein 33. Gene Ontology annotation, molecular function: protein binding. The coding region runs from base 1030 to 2760 and encodes 576 amino acids. The transcript is spliced from 3 exons. The record is from RefSeq and is a predicted model, not a curated record. NCBI's taxonomy places the organism in Eukaryota, Metazoa, Arthropoda, Insecta, Diptera, Drosophilidae.